Dovyalis caffra is the source of this 1881-nucleotide messenger RNA. The record is from the annotation of a GenBank genome assembly. Lineage: Eukaryota; Viridiplantae; Streptophyta; Magnoliopsida; Malpighiales; Salicaceae.
AUGGGAGAUGAGGAGGGUAGCAAGGAAUAUCACAAGUCCCUCUGUCUUGCAGGGAAGACAGCUGGGAAAGGUGGAUUUAGAGCAACCAUGUUUGUAUACGGAUUGGUGGCAUUGGAUAACAUGGGUUUCAUAGCAAUCAUGUCUAGCUUGGUUCUUUACUUCAUGGCAGUGAUGCAAUUUGACAUACCAACCUCAGCCAACACUCUAACAAACUUACUGGGCUCAACGUUCAUGCUCGCCCUUCUUGGUGGCUUCAUUUCGGAUGCUUACUUGAACAGACUUUAUACUGUUCUCAUUUUCGGCUUUCUUGAAAUUGUGGGUUUGGUGUUGAUAACAAUUCAAGCAUAUUCAGAAAAUAUGCACCCUCCAGCUUGUGGCAAGUCAAGUUGCGUGGAGGGUGGUAUAGCAUUUAUGCUGUACUUCUCUCUGAGUUUGCUAGCAUUGGGUGCUGGUGGAAUCAGGGGAGCUCUAACAUCACUUGGCGCUGACCAAUUCAAUGAGAAAGACCCGGAAGAAGCCAAGUCUCUUACAAGUUACUUCAAUUGGAAUGCGCUUUGCGCCAUGCUGGGGUCUGUUGUUGGAGUCACUGCCAUUGUUUACGUCAGUAUGUUUCAUGGCUGGUGGAAGGGGUUUCUGGUAUCAACCCUGGCAAGCUUCCUUGGUUUUGUUGUUCUUGCCUCUGGGAAGCCUUUCUACCGCCUCCGAAAACCUGGAGACAGUCCCAUCAUUAGGAUUGCAAAAGUUGUUGUUGUGGCAUUGAGAAACCGGCGAUUUCCAUUACCGAAGGCUGAGGAACUCUAUGAGAUCCGUGAGAAAGAAACCAAUAUCGGUUACGAGGAAAAACUUGAGCACACUGAACAAUUCAGGUUCCUAGACAAGGCCGCCAUUCUUCCUGAAGGCAAGCAACCUGCAGCGCCAUGGACGGUUUGCACUGUCACACAAGUCGAAGAAGUGAAGAUCCUGACAAGAAUGUUGCCUAUAUUAGGCAGCACCAUCAUAAUGAAUACCUGUUUAGCACAACUCCAGACCUUCUCAGUACAGCAAGGAAACCUAAUGCACCGCAGAAUCGGCAAACAUGAUUUUCCUGCCGCUUCAAUUCCUGUAAUUCCACUCAUAUUUAUGGUCAUACUCAUACCUAUCUAUGAGAUCUUCUUCGUUCCUUUUGCUCGAAAGAUCACUGGCCAUCCAUCAGGCAUCACCCAACUUCAACGCGUUGGUGUUGGUCUAGUUCUCUCUGCCAUUUCAAUGGCUGUAGCAGGCGUAGUUGAAGUGAAAAGAAGGAACCAAGCACUUAAAGAUCCUCGUCAUCCCUUGAGUCUUUUCUGGCUAUCCUUCCAAUAUGGAAUUUUCGGAAUAGCAGACAUGUUCACCCUGGUGGGACUGUUGGAAUUCUUCUACAAGGAGGCACCUUUAAGCAUGAAAUCACUGUCUACUUCAUUCGCUUGGCUAUCGUUGUCUUUCGGCUACUUCUUGAGUACUGUUUUUGUGAGUCUGAUAAACGUAAUCACUAAAAGAGUUACACCAAGCAAACAAGGAUGGUUAGACGGACAAUUGUUGGACGACAACAAUUUGAAUCUGUUCUACUGGUUCUUAGCCGUCCUCAGUUGUCUCAACUUCGUACUCUAUCUCUACUCAGCCUCGUGGUACAAAUAUAAAUCGGACGACACAGAGCGUACUAAUAAGCCAAAAGCAAAGGCUCUGGAUGAUCGAUUGCUUCUUGCCAAGGAAGAAUGCACCACUGAAAGUUGUGGGGCUAAGACAAAUGAAGAGGAAAGUAAUGAGGAGAAUGUGGCAAAGAGAAACGAAGAAGAAAGCACACAGGAGAUGGUGGCUAUUAACAGUACAGAUGCUGGAGCUAAAGCUCCCUCAGCAAUCCUAUGA